AUGGCGGAGAAGGGGUUUCUGGUGGAUGCGGUGGCCGAGUUCGUGAAUGGCACUGUGUGGCGUGAUGCAGUGACGCAUUUCCUCGAGACGCACUAUAAGCGAUUUCUAACGGAUCCGACACCAGAGAGCAAAGUAAAUGGCUACACAUUGGAGCAGUAUGACUCGUUCAUGGCGUUCAAGGACCGCGUCGAGCGGAUGUUGGAAGGUGUCGUGAGUGAGUUAGGCUGCUCUGGGGAGGACCUGGUUGAGGCUAUUCAAGAAAACUUAAAGUACAAGUCGGCGCUAUCGACUGAGAAGAGAUUUUGUAUCCAAACACUACUCACAUUCGACGACUAUGACGCCUUCUACUCGAGAAUUCGUGAGUACGCAGCCGAGAAACAAGCUGUUGGAUACGAUGAGACCGUAACCGGGAACGCUGAGAUCUCCGAGUGGGCAUUACAGGAGGCAAUCGCAAGAUCACUUCUGGAAGCUCACGCAAGGGGUCAGCUGGAUGAAGCAGAGGCGAGCUGGCUCCCAUGGGCACAAGCUUUCGUACAAAUGAGUGAGGCAACUGCACCAAGUGUCGGUGGUGAAGAAUCAACAGUGGAAGCUAAGGAAAGUGAAGCGAGAGCGGAGACGAAAGAUACUGCUGAGGAUGAGCCAGAAGAAAAAGAAGAUAUUCGUAUGCAAGAACUGGAGAAAACCUUGAUCCGAGAGAGGUUCAAAGUGGACCUCCUCGUUGCGCAGCGAAUUGCCGACGCUAAUGCUCAGAUGAAGAAACAGAUGCUGAACCUUGCCGCGGCAGUGGUGAAUCAAGACGAGCAAGUCGAAGAUGUAGCUAUAUCAGCAGAAGAAGAGCUCGCUGGGCUCUUCAAGCAUAUUGAGACUAUCGGUGAUCGUCUGAAAGACGUGAAAGCGCGGUGCUUCAUAUUCGAAAGUGUCACGCAGCAGCAAAUGGAUACCAUUUAUCUCUAUCUUAAAGAAAAAGUUCAUUACAAGCAAGAUCUCGUCUCACAAGAGAAGGAAAUAGCAACUUUCAUCUUCACGCAGGUACAAGAGAAGGACGAAUCUUUAAUUCCUUUGAUGCUGGAAUGGCUAUUACUCGAGUCGGAACAGCUUCGAACGCAAAAUCAAAUCCAGGAACACCUCGCUGGUCCACGCGACGAAGGGUACUGGACGCAAGUAUGGGAUGAAGCCUCUCAAGCGUUUUACUAUGUCAACUCGGAGUCUCAGGAGAGUGUUUGGGAACCUCCAGCUGCUGGUUUCUACGAUAUCAACAAUGAGUUCCAAGUUCCUGGAUUAGAAAUCGAAAACGCAACACCCGUUAAUGAUGGACUGGAUUCGAAUGCUGAGGCAAAGGAGAAAGAUGUAUCAUAUACAGAUGGAUCUUACAAUUCCGAGACUCUUACAGAAAUUCCGAGCUUGGAGCAAGCGUCAUCUCAGCUGGAUGCUACGUUUGAGUUGACUAUCGGGCCAGACGCAACAGAAAUGGUGGAGAUGGAUAACGUGUUGGAGCGCAUUUCUCGCGAGCACGACCAAGAGCGUAAGAGGUUGGAACUCGUUUUCGAGCUGGAGAAGGCACGUCAAAAAGAGGAGUUGCGUAAACGUAAAGAGAAGAAACGUCGAGAGAAAUUGGCCAAGAAGCAAAGACAAAAGGAGGCAGAAUUCCAAAACGAAGCUCCUAAAGAGGAUGGAGAGGCUUCAGCUCAGCCUUUGCCUGCGCCAAUGUCUUCACGUGUUGCUGAGGCGAAAACUGAGGACAAUUCUCAUCUGGGUAUCAACGUUCCUGGCCAUGGCCGGAUCGACUUGACUCACUUACUCAGUGAUACACACGCCACUCGCCAUCGUCAAUUAAAGGGAAUCACACCGACUCACGAGCGAGUCAUGCUUAACCCGGCAACGCUACGCUACCUCACUGAGCAAAUGGUGAUGAAGCAGCCUGAGGUCUUAGGACAGCAAGUACGGAAUGAGAUUGUGCUAGAAGAAGCGGAUGAAAAGUAA
Phytophthora nicotianae INRA-310 is the source of this 1980-nucleotide messenger RNA. RefSeq lists its product as hypothetical. Gene Ontology annotation, molecular function: protein binding. Gene Ontology annotation, cellular component: ciliary base; axoneme. The coding region runs from base 1 to 1980 and encodes 659 amino acids. The record is from RefSeq and is a predicted model, not a curated record. The transcript is spliced from 7 exons. NCBI's taxonomy places the organism in Eukaryota, Oomycota, Peronosporomycetes, Peronosporales, Peronosporaceae.